Emiliania huxleyi CCMP1516 is the source of this 546-nucleotide messenger RNA. RefSeq lists its product as hypothetical. The record is from RefSeq and is a predicted model, not a curated record. The transcript has 2 exons. The coding region runs from base 1 to 546 and encodes 181 amino acids. NCBI's taxonomy places the organism in Eukaryota, Haptophyta, Isochrysidales, Noelaerhabdaceae.
AUGUGUACUCGUCCGCGUCGUCCAUCAUCACCCAUACCGCGCUUGCGCCGGCGCGGCUACUUUGUGUACAUCCCCGAGAUUGGGCGCAUCACUUCUACCAACGACGUCUACUUUGACGAGCGCUCCUUCACGCUGCUUGGCGAUGUGAUGUCCAAUGUCAAGCUCCGAGGCGGCAGCCGCGUCCAAAACAUCACCCCGCCUGCGCCGCCACCGACGACGCCAGCCCUUCCCGGCACGGCGCCGCCCGUCGUCGUCGAUGCAUUCGUCCCCGCCGACGCCAACGCAGUCGAGCUCGCUCGACGCUGCGAUGGGGCGUGGGAGCUCAGCGACUUCGUCAUCGGCGCGUCUGUCGCGGGGCGGGCCUCUGUGCACUACCGUUCUGACAUUGUGGGGGAGGUGCUGGAGGUCAGUGCGCAGAUCGGACCCGUGCCCAUCCCGAGGAACGCCGAGGACGCCGUCAAAUACCCCCUCUACGGCAAGUCGUGGCUAGCUGCGAUGACUGGAUUUGCGUGCAUUAAGCGCCUUGAGCUCAAGAUUGGUGGGUGA